AUGACUGUCACUUACUCCAGUAAAGUAGCCAAUGCGACUUUUUUUGGAUUUCAUAGGUUACUCCUCAAGUGGAGAGGCAGCAUCUACAAGCUACUAUACAGGGAAUUUAUUGUUUUUGCUGUUUUUUACACAGCAAUAAGUUUGGUGUACAGAUUGUUACUUACAGGAGCCCAAAAACGUUACUUUGAAAAAUUAUCAAUUUACUGUGACAGAUAUGCUGAACAAAUUCCAGUAACCUUUGUGCUUGGGUUUUACGUUACUCUGGUAGUGAACCGAUGGUGGAACCAGUUUGUGAACCUGCCCUGGCCGGACAGGCUGAUGUUCCUCAUCUCCAGCAGCGUCCACGGGAGGGACGAGCACGGGCGCCUGCUGCGAAGGACACUCAUGCGCUACGUCAACCUCACCUCCCUGCUCAUCUUCCGCUCGGUGAGCACCGCCGUGUACAAGAGGUUUCCCACCAUGGACCACGUGGUGGAAGCAGGUUUUAUGACAGCAGAUGAAAGAAAAUUGUUCGACCACCUCAAAUCUCCUCAUCUGAAAUAUUGGGUUCCAUUCAUCUGGUUUGGAAAUCUGGCAGCCAAAGCCCGGAAGGAAGGUAGAAUCAGGGACAGUGUUGAUCUGCAAUCAUUGAUGACUGAAAUGAACCGAUACCGCUCUUGGUGCAGCCUCUUGUUCGGGUACGACUGGGUUGGGAUCCCGCUGGUUUACACCCAGGUUGUCACUCUGGCUGUCUACACCUUCUUCUUCGCGUGCCUGAUUGGACGCCAGUUUUUGGACCCCACAGAAGGCUAUGCAGGGCAUGACUUAGAUCUUUACAUUCCAAUCUUUACUCUCCUACAGUUCUUCUUCUAUGCAGGAUGGCUCAAGGUAGCUGAGCAGCUGAUCAACCCCUUUGGAGAAGAUGACGAUGACUUUGAAACCAACUGGUGCAUUGACAGAAAUCUGCAGGUCUCUCUUUUAGCAGUGGAUGAAAUGCACAUGAGCUUACCCAAGAUGAGGAAGGACAUCUACUGGGAUGAUUCUGCUGCUCGCCCACCAUACACGCUGGCAGCUGCUGACUACUGCAUCCCCUCAUUUCUGGGGUCGACAGUCCAAAUGGCGCUGUCUGGGUCCGAUUUGCCUGGCGAGGAGUGGCUACUGGACUACGAGAAGCAUGGCCAGCGCCAUUCCAUGAUCAGAAGGGUCAAGAGGUUCCUGAGUGCCCACGAACACCCCUCCAGCCCCAGGGGCAGACGCUAUGGGAGGCAAGCCAGCGAGAGCUCCACGUUCUUCCCUGCUGGCGACCUGAGCCCCACCCGGGACCUGCUGGACGUGCCCUCGCGAAGCCCCCACCGUGCCUCAGCCUCCUGGAAGCAGGUCUCCCCGGAGGCGAGCCCCAAGCUGCACGCCAGCCUGGGAGAGCUGUCCACAAUCAGGGAGACCAGCCGGACAAGCACCUUACAGAGCCUGACCCCACAGUCCAGCGUGAGGGCCUCCCCCGUCAAAAUGCCUCAGGUGCCCGAGGUACUGAUCACAGCCCCGGGGCCGCCGGCAGAGGACCAGCGCGGCUCCACUGGCUCCAUCCAGAGCUUCCAGUUCACCGGGCUUCAGCCAAGCAGCACUGGGAAGCAGGAGGACCCCGUGGGAUUGAUCCUGUUCCCCUCAGGGGAGGGGACACCUCCUGAAGGCCCCAGUCCCCACACUGCUUCAGCCAAAGCUGAGAAAAUCAUUUUCAAGUUUGCGCCUGAGGAAGACCCCUUUGAGAGUGACACGUUUCCAAAGCGGUGGAGCCUCCCCGGCUUCCUGGAGUCCAGCCACGCCUCCCUGGAGGGCCCGAGUCAGGAGCCCGCGAACCCUGAGCCGGCUCUUUUAAUCGACACAGAAACAUCCUCCGAGACCAGUGGCAUCAACUUUGUGGCCGGCUCUCCCACCUCUCCUGACCUGCUGUAUUUAAUGGAAAACCUGGACGCCAAGGAAACGGACAUCGUAGAAUUUAACAACGAGCGCACGGAGGAAUCGCCCAGGGGGAUGCGGGAAAGAUCCGGGACCUGGUUCUAGUCUAAAGCCUCACUUCCCCGAAGUCCAGCAUCGGUUCCAGAACAUACCUGAGGACUGGUCAAUUUUUUUAAAAAAGCAAUCAUACUGUAUAAGCUAUUUAAAACUUUGAAGGGCAUUAUGAUCCUGACUUUUUCAGAACUAAGGAUGUGGAGCACAUUCUCCACCAUCGAGUGGCUUUCAUGGAUGUUACAGAGACCGCAGUGAUGUAUCUCAUCCAAACAAGGAGUCUUAAAUGCAUACGUGACUUACAAAUUCAUAGAUUGUUAGCUUUGGAAAGCACCUUAGAGAUCAUUAUCUAAUCCCCUAGUUUUGCCAAUAGGAGACAAAGAAUUCCCUAUUUGUUUCUGGGUUUUUUUCUUCUUCUUUUCUUCAAUUACAAAAGCAAGGAGAUGGUCCAUAAAAUGCCUCAAAAGCCACAUUCUCACUGUGGCUGUUUGGUUUGAGGCUUUCUCACCAUUUCACUCCCACUUUCUAAACUGUUACCACCGCGUCCCCGUUCUUGAGCUUUGUCAGCGUCAAGAAGCUGCAUCUCCCUCCCUGUUCCUUUCCCACUUUCGCGACUUCACUUUUCUCUUUUCUCCCU
Molossus molossus (Pallas's mastiff bat) is the source of this 2620-nucleotide messenger RNA. RefSeq names its product bestrophin 3 (gene BEST3). Lineage: Eukaryota; Metazoa; Chordata; Mammalia; Chiroptera; Molossidae. The record is from RefSeq and is a predicted model, not a curated record. Gene Ontology annotation, molecular function: chloride channel activity.